AAACGUAUGAUAGCGCCUCAAACACAAGGUCCAGAGACAGCGUGGCUUCGAAGAGCGUACAUUCGAAACUUCUUGCGAGCGAAGACGGCAUCGAGGAGAAGAUGGCUUCAAGUGCUCCGCGCAGACUCUGUACGAAGGCCCUCCCAAGUGCAGCUGCUGCAAAAACUGGGUGGAGGAGUACUUCAACGACCUACGGGACACCAUCGAGCGGCAGGCCGACGUUGAAAGCAAGGCGCUCGUCGUCCGUAUGGCCAAAAACCACUCGCCCGGGAAACCCCUGGUACUUCACUCGCUGGCCAUCCAAAGCCAAUCGCCCAAAAAAAAAACUCGGCGAAGUUUUUGAAGGGCUCCUGGAAUACUACCGCGGCAUUCUAAUCAUGGCCACCAACCGCGCCGACGUCAUCGACCGGGCCAUGCACAGCCGGAUCGAUUUAACGCUCCACUAUCCGGACCUGGAGCCGGCCACCAAGGAGCAGACAUGGAGGCAGUUCGCGGGCCGGUGCGUGGGACACAGACAAGGAUUUCUGGCGCCUGUCUCGCCUCCCGAUGAAUGGGCGGCAAAUCAAAAACGUGGUCAAGGUUGCUGCUCUGCUCGCCUCCCGGGAGGAGGAGAAUGCCGGACUGAGUGCCGACCACAUCAGGACCGUGCUCGUGGCGACGAGAGAGGAGGGCGAUGACUUCGACUUCCGAAGCUCACGCUUCAAGGGGCGGUCUUGGAAGGCGUUUUGGAAAUUCCGGUGAGGCAACGUCGUGGACUGGAAAGGCUUUCAACAGCCACGCGCGGCUGGCGGUUGCUGGGCGGGGUGUUGCGGCGAGUCGGGUUUCCCUUAGUUUACUCUUCGACCUCGGUUUGCUGUGCGUUUUAACAUAUGUUCGCCUUGUUCUGUGCGCUUCGGCCUCCAUGCGCGUUUAUCCGUUCUGCUUCCGUCGUUCCUUGAUUCAUAUUCGCCCUUUCCCGGCAAUCUCCAC
Gaeumannomyces tritici R3-111a-1 is the source of this 969-nucleotide messenger RNA. RefSeq lists its product as hypothetical. The coding region runs from base 102 to 677 and encodes 191 amino acids. The transcript has 2 exons. NCBI's taxonomy places the organism in Eukaryota, Fungi, Ascomycota, Sordariomycetes, Magnaporthales, Magnaporthaceae. The record is from RefSeq and is a predicted model, not a curated record.